AUGCAGAAUGUGAAGCAAGCUACUGCUAACUUGUUUCUCAUCAGUAUCAUCCUGUACAUCAUCGUUGGACUGCAAAUCCUCUUCUCAGCCCCUGAUCACAGUAUUCAAGAACGACCACAGUUCGUUAAAAAAAAUGAGCCCAAAGAAUACAAUAAUGGAAAGGGAAAUCUUAUUUCCACGGCAAUGUGUCAAUGGCCACCACCGGACAUUAGAAAUAUUAUUGUGAAUGAGGCCUUUAAUAUCACCCUUUGUGUACAAAGUCCGCUUCAAACACAAGAGCUCAAACGGAAAAAGGAGUACAUGCUGCGAGAACUGUUUGGAUUAUCGAAAAUGAAGGGAGCCUUUACCUUUGAAGGCCCAAGGCUGUUACCCCGGCAAUUUUGGGCACGGAUGAGGAUUCCACAAGCCUAUCUAACCUAUCCUCAAGAUGUUCCCAUGGGCGACAUUGUUAAGGCCAUUAAAAGGGGUCAUCCCGUACCCGAGUUGUCAAAAGUGCUUACUUGGAAUGCGAGAUCAGCCUUUCGUAAAUACAUGGAAAAUGAGGCAAGUGGAAGCAGUCAACUUAAAGUUGGUGUAGUUUUCAGUAUUGGCUUGCCCCGAAAACACGGUGGAAGGAUAUUUGACCGUGAGGGUCACCUCAUCAAUCUUCCAGGAGCCUCUGGAGACCUACUGGAAAAGUAUGAUGGUCGAGAGGCUGAGGUAAUGGCGAUUAUCAACGAAGGAAUCAAGAAGGAUGGUGAUAUCUUGUUAGCAGACUACGAGGAUACGUAUUACAACCUUACUUGGAAAACUGUCACCAACUACCGUUGGAUGUCAGCAUUUUGUCAGCCGAAGAAUGUCAAACUCUUCAUGACCAUCGACGAUGAUCACCGAGCGAAUCUCUCCAUGGUGGCUGCUUUCUUGAACCGGAUUCCGCAGCACACAAGACGCAAUUCUCUCUUUGGAUAUGUGGCCAGGAACGAUUAUGCUUAUCAAUCGCCUCGGAAUAAGCUAUACCUCUCCUAUCGCGAAUUUCCGUGGGAUCGGAUGUAG
Echinococcus granulosus is the source of this 1032-nucleotide messenger RNA. RefSeq names its product Beta-1,3-galactosyltransferase. The record is from RefSeq and is a predicted model, not a curated record. Gene Ontology annotation, cellular component: membrane. Gene Ontology annotation, molecular function: hexosyltransferase activity. The transcript is spliced from 2 exons. Lineage: Eukaryota; Metazoa; Platyhelminthes; Cestoda; Cyclophyllidea; Taeniidae. The coding region runs from base 1 to 1032 and encodes 343 amino acids.